AUGGUGAUUUUUGGUGGAACUGACGGAGGAAAGUGCUUCAACGAUACCUGGACGUGGAGCCUCCGCUCCGAAGAGUGGCAGCAGGUGGUCCCCAAAGGCAAACUGCCACCGGAAAGAUGUGCCCACUCUGCGGUGCUGUGCAAGGAACGCAUGGCGAUCUUCGGUGGAAGCGGCAGCGGUUAUACCUUCCUCAACGACGUGUGGCUGCUCAGUCUGGAAACCACACGAUGGGAGUGCUUGAGCCCAUCGACGGGCCACGUGCCGGAGGAGCGCUGCGGACAUUGCGCCGUGAUGUGCGAUGACCACAUGGUGAUCUUUGGUGGAGGUGGCCGUGGCAAAAGGCACUUCGAGACGUGCACCUUGCAGAUCAGCACCGGAGCCUGGACGCUCCACCAAGACAAAGCCGACCCUCCACCGGGCUAUUGGUGGCACAGAGCAGUCCUAUGGAAAGACAAUCUGGUCACCUUUGGUGGUCUCGACGCCUCCCACAACGCUUAG
This is a messenger RNA of Durusdinium trenchii, 498 nucleotides long. The record is from the annotation of a GenBank genome assembly. NCBI's taxonomy places the organism in Eukaryota, Dinophyceae, Suessiales, Symbiodiniaceae.